This is a messenger RNA of Sturnus vulgaris (Common starling), 1273 nucleotides long. The record is from RefSeq and is a predicted model, not a curated record. Lineage: Eukaryota; Metazoa; Chordata; Aves; Passeriformes; Sturnidae.
GGCUGGGCUCUUGUCACCCACGACCCGUGAAUUGCUGUAUCAUUUGGAUAUAAUAAACAGCAUUUUAAAGAGCUACCUGGACCCCGCAUCCCUCAUUUUUGGCUCUUACAGCCCCCCUUCCUUAGGCUUUGUCACAGCUUUCUGACCACAGGCUGAAUUGCUGCCAGCGUCGUGGAAUGGACUUUGACUAGCAAAUUAAACUUUAGAUGAUGCCAAUUAAAAGGCCUCACUUUUGAGACAAACAAAAAUGGAAGAACUGGAUUUUAAAAUCAACAUUGAAAUGUUUUGGCGUAUUUCUUGAUUUUUAAAAGUAUAAAAAACCACUCCAAAUCUAAAAUACCUGGAUAUUGCUAAUCCUGUGGCAGUAUGACUGUUGGUAAAGAAAUGAGAAAACACUCAACCCAAGGCUCUUCUCCAGAGUAUGAAAAAUUUGAAAUUCAUUGGUAGAAUUGUCAGGCUUCAUAUCAGAAAAGCAGUGCACAAGUCACAUAAACCUUUCUGAUGGAAAUGUCAGAAGAUGAUAAUAACACGGAAGAACUCCCCACUGAAAUUCAUGAUUAUCUUGCAGCAUUUGAAAAGUCCCUUAAUUCUGUAGAUGAGAUGCUGAAGACAAUGAUGUCAGUUUCUAGGAGUGAGAUUUUGCAAAAGUUAGAUCCUCUUGAGCAAGCAAAGCUGGAUUUGGUUUCAGUGUACACAUUAAAUUCUAUGUUCUGGGUAUACCUGGCUACCCAGGGAAUCAAUCCAAAGGAACAUCCAGUGAAACAAGAACUGGAGAGAAUAAGAACAUACAUGAACAAGGUCAAAGAAAUAACAGACAAGAAAAAGGCAUCCAAACUCGAUAAAGGAGCUGCUUCUAGAUUUGUAAAAAAUGCACUCUGGGAACCAAAUGCAGAAAAUGAACAUAGUUCUCAAACUUCUGCUAAAGGAAAAAAGUUACAGAGGGACUGAAUCUUUUUUCCCCUUGUAGGAAUUGCAGACACCUAGAACUUACUUGGAAAUGUUUUGCAUACUGCAUGCAUCUCAUAGAAGUGCUGUACAACAGGUUAAUUUAUAGUCAUGAACUUUACAGGAUUGUAUUUUGUCCAGAACACUUGUCACUGAGGUGGUCACAUUUAAUGUGUAUCUGAAAGUGCCAUUUGAUGCACAUUUGACAUUUCAUUACUCAAAUGAUAAUGACCUGACAUAUACUUGCUGGUAAUAAAUACUAGUGAUAUUUUGUUUAUAAUGCCUGUGAUUUCAAUAUUUUUUUAAUGAUUUAUUGACACUUUUUGAU